AUGGGAGGUUCAUUAUCGCGUCUAUGGUCAAUGGUCUGGACCAAAAAGGAGAUCCGAAUUCUCAUUCUGGGACUGGACAAUGCGGGCAAGACGACACUGCUCUACAGGCUCAAGAUCGGCGAAGUCGUCACCACGAUACCUACAAUCGGAUUUAACGUCGAGUCGGUCACAUAUCGGAACCUGAAUUUGAAUGUCUGGGAUCUCGGCGGUCAAACGUCCAUCCGUCCGUACUGGCGCUGUUACUACGCCAACACCGCGGCGGUCAUCUUCGUCAUCGACUCCACAGAUAUCGAGCGGCUGGGGACCGCGGCUGACGAGCUGGCGGCAAUGCUGAACGAGGAGGAGCUGCACGACGCGGCGCUGCUGGUGUUUGCCAACAAGCAGGAUCAACCGGGUGCCAAGGGCGCGGGUGAUAUUUCCGAGGCCCUGAAGCUGGGAGAGCUCCGGGACCGCAACUGGAGCAUUGUCGCGUGCUCUGCCAUUGACGGCAAGGGUGUUGAGGAAGGCAUGGAUUGGCUGGUGAUCGCAGCCGUCGUCCCAUCUUCGAGUACAUCCACUACAGAUGUGCAGAUCACCACCAUGCAUCCAGUGCCGAGGCCCGGUGAUGGCGAGGUUCUCGUGAAACUCGAGUUCUCGGGGGUGUGCCACUCCGACGUGCACAGUAUACGCAGGGACACGCCCAUGUCGACGGAUGUCGCAGGCCACGAGGGUAUCGGAAAGGUGAUUCAAGUCGGGACAGGCGUUGAUGAGACGCAGUGGAUAGGUCAAAGAGUGGGAAUCAGUUCAUGUCUCCAGUGUGAGAUAUGUGCCAUCAAUCAUACGGCCUGUCCAUAUCAGAAGAACGCCGGUGCAAAUGUCCCCGGCACAUUUCAGCAGUAUAUCGUCAGUCCAGCAAUGCAUGUCACGAAGAUUCCGGCGGGGCUCUCGCCAGAGACAGCGGCACCUCUCCUAUGUGCCGGGAUAUCCAUGUACUCCUCCAUCACGAAGAGUCGAGCGCGCCCAGGUGACUGGCUAGUCAUUCCCGGCGCGGGUGGAGGUCUUGGCCAUUUGGGCGUCCAGGUUGCGGUCAAGAAAGGUAUCAAAGUCAUUGCUGUCGACACAGGGGAGAAAAAGGAACAGCUCUGUCUAUCACUGGGCGCUACAUGGUUCCUGGACUACCAAAAGGUCGACGUCGUGGAAACUGUCAUAUCCCUCACAUCGGGACUCGGUGCCCAUGCAGUGAUCUGCACUGCUAACAGCGAGCGCGUUUAUGAACAAAGUAUGAAGAUGCUUCGCCCCUUGGGGACGCUCGUUUGUAUUGGGAUCCCGAAUACACCAUUCAGAUUACCUGCUACACCGUUCGAGAUGAUUAUCAAGGGUCUCACUAUCGUGGGUAACUCGGCUGGUACUGCGAAGGAGAUGGAUGAAUUGCUGGAGAUAGCUGUGGCGGGAGAUGUCAAGACACAUGUCGAGGUGUUCGGUCUGACGGAGAUUAGUGAUGUCUUGCAGCGACUGGAGCGAGCGGAUGUUGAUGGUCGUGCGGUUUUGAGGAUUCCUGAGUGA
This is a messenger RNA of Penicillium riverlandense, 1542 nucleotides long. RefSeq lists its product as uncharacterized. The transcript has 13 exons. Lineage: Eukaryota; Fungi; Ascomycota; Eurotiomycetes; Eurotiales; Aspergillaceae. The record is from RefSeq and is a predicted model, not a curated record. Bases 1 to 1542 code for a protein of 513 amino acids. Gene Ontology annotation, molecular function: oxidoreductase activity; zinc ion binding; GTPase activity.